This is a messenger RNA of Ziziphus jujuba (common jujube), 1232 nucleotides long. Its product is annotated as endochitinase Ziz m 1.0101-like. NCBI's taxonomy places the organism in Eukaryota, Viridiplantae, Streptophyta, Magnoliopsida, Rosales, Rhamnaceae. The coding region runs from base 76 to 1020 and encodes 314 amino acids. Gene Ontology annotation, molecular function: chitinase activity. The record is from RefSeq and is a predicted model, not a curated record. The transcript has a single exon. Gene Ontology annotation, biological process: carbohydrate metabolic process. Gene Ontology annotation, cellular component: extracellular region.
AUAACAUAUCCCAUCGAUCACCAAAAAAAGACCACAACUAGUUUGAGCCACAAAAGGAAAAAAAAUAAAAAAAAAAUGGCUCCUCUUGCCAAACUUGUUAUGGCUUGCCUGAUCCUAUCCUCGACCUUAGUCCAAAUCUCUGAGGCUGGUAGCAUAGUCACCUACUGGGGUCAAUACACCAAUAAGACCGAAGGAACUCUUGAAGAAGCCUGUCAAUCUGGUCUCUAUUCUUACAUAAACGUAGCCUAUCUUAACCAAUUUGGCUAUAGCCAAGACCUGGUACUAAACCUUUCUGGUCACUACAGUAGUGGUAAUUACACCCUUCUUGGUGAAGAAAUAAAGGCUUGUCAGAAAAUGGGUUUUAAGGUCCUCCUCUCUCUGGGGGGACCUUAUGGAAACUAUUCUCUAGCAUCUAGUUGGGAUGCCGAAGCGGUUUCAGGGCAAUUAUGGAGUUUGUAUCUGGAUGCUAAUAGCCCAUCGUCUGCUCUGGGAGGUGGCGCUGCAUUCGACGGCAUAGAUUUCCACAUAGAGCGCGGGUCCCCGCUGUAUUAUUAUGAUCUUGCAAAGAAAUUGAAGGAACAUGGAGCUGGAGAAAGAAAUAAAACAAUCUAUUUAUCUGCAGCUCCUCGGUGUCUUUAUCCUGAUGAAUAUCUUGCAAAAGCCAUUAAUGAAAGUGUUUUCGACUUUGUUUGGGUUCGGUUCUACGGCGGCAGUGUUGCAUGCGAGUAUAAUGCAGUCACUGGUCUUGAUAAUCUUAUAAUUUCAUGGAAUGCAUGGAGUUUAUUGCUUAAGAAGCCAGCGAAGCUGUUUCUAGGGGUAACAGCGUCUCAAAGUAUUUCCGGUUACAUCCCACCGGGUGUGCUGAAAGGUGAAGUUAUUCCGCAGAUAAAUGAGACUUCAAGGUUUGAAGGUGUGAUGGUAUGGAACAGGUAUUAUGAUCUCCUCACUCAUUACAGUUCCUCAAUCGUCAACGACGUUAAUUUGAUCAAACUUAAGAAGCCAUUACGCUACUUUGUCUAAGUAUGAGUAAUUGGCCAUUACCCAUAUAUGUAUAUAUGAAUGAGUGAGCUUGUACCCUAAAAUAAUUAUAUUGUACUAAAUAAACUGGGUACUACUACCACUACUGCUGGAUCACUUUGGGUUUGAAUUAAUGAAAACUGGUAUUGAGAAAUGUUUGAUUUCCUGUUUUAUGUAAACUAGUGUGGAAUACUAUCAAUAAAAUGUUUAUUUUA